AUGACUUGUAUUUACAAAUAUAAUGGUACCGCUGCCACUUCUACAACGAAUACCACUGCACCUUUAUCACAAACUGCAGCGACGCAUAUCGUCGAUAACGUUGACGCCUCCGAAGAAGAUAUCCCUUGUGAUGUCUCUACGGAAUAUAGACCAUAUAGGCCGCUCCCAAGUGUCAUCACAGAUUUCAUUGCGGAAAGCAUGUGCGGAAUCCUUGAAACCCAUCAACCACCAAAAUACCUCAGUUGGAACUUUGUACCAUUACCCGAGCUGGUAUUUUUCGUAGAAAGGGUAACCUUGAAAGCAAAGGUCGAUGUUUAUACCGCGUUAGUAGCUUUAAUUCUCGUCUCUCGUCUUAAAAAACGCUUACCAAAGAACGCUCAUGGUGAAUACGGCACGUGUCAUAAAAUUUUCAUAUCGGCGAUAUUGGUCGCCUCCAAGGAAUUCAUGACGAGACAACCUUUACAGAAAAAAGAAGUUGAAUCACAACGUUUUUAUCCUUCAACACCAGUCACAUGCCGUCAAACCUCUUCAUCUUCACCGAUCACAUCAACAACGGAAAAAAUCCCAUUAUCCUCAUCGGAUCCAAAUUUAUGUUUGUCGGAUUCGUCCUCCGAAUUCGUUCAAUCGCUCAGCAAUAACAUCUUAUCAACCACCCCAACAUCAACCGUUUCGUCUUUAUCAUCUUCCUCAUCAUUAUCAGAGGAUGAGAUGUUACCCGGUACUCCGCCACCAGCUUCGCCGCCUUCAACACAACAUCAUCGCGGAAAACGUCGUCAGUCGAUAAUAAAUAAAAAAUUGGCCGAAAUUUCGGGGAUUUACACUUUAGAAGAGGUCAAUCAGAUGGAAAAAUCAUUCCUCAAACUUUUGGGUUCUCAUAAUAUUUGGGUCGAUGAAAACGAUGUGCGUAAUUUUCUGGAGAAGAAUAAGUACGCUUUGGGAAUAUGUGAAAGGAGCAUCGAGAGGAAUUCAUGA
This is a messenger RNA of Funneliformis geosporum, 972 nucleotides long. Lineage: Eukaryota; Fungi; Glomeromycota; Glomeromycetes; Glomerales; Glomeraceae. The record is from the annotation of a GenBank genome assembly.